CUUUUUCCUUCUCACAGUCACAAUAACAACAGCUGGCGGUUGUCGCAGCCGAGGAGACAUGGCAACCGCUACCGUGUCAGCGGGGCUCGACGGCCACAGGAUGGAGGAGAAGAAGCUCGAGUACUUCUCCUCCAUCAACUCCAUGGCGAGGAAAAUCAUGCAGGAGCGGGAGAAGAUCAAGGCCAAGCACGGCUCGUCGUGGGAGAAGAUGACGCCGCAGGAGCAGGACUCCGCCAUCGACAACUGUAUGAUGGACCCGCACAUCCGAACCCGAUACGCUAUGCACAGGGUGGACCGGGAUGAAGUGGUCUGUUACCCCAAGCUGCUCAUUCAGACCGGGCAGAAGAUAGUUCACUUCGGCGAGGAGGAUAUUACCUGGCAAGAUGAACAUUCUGCUCCAUUUUCAUGGGAAACAAAGAGUCAGCUGGAUUUCAGCUUGGCACCAGGAUCAGAGCAAGGAAUCUCAAUCUCCCAGACAGAGCCCAAACCUGCCAAGGCUUCUCAUUCCAACCACCAUGGAACCAAGGUGCCGGUCAGCGAGGGCAGGAAGCCCGAGGAAGAGUCGUCCUUCUGGAAGAUCAGCGCUGAAAGGUCCAGGCUGGAGGGGGAGAAGGCUGACUUCCACUCUCUGACGCCCAGCCAGAUCAAAUCUAUUGAGAAAGGAGAGAAACCCCUGCCCUCAUACCUCAGACAGGAGCCUCCUGUCGUCUCUAAGGAGCCUGAGGUGCCAGAGUCUCUCCCCCCAGCUCCCACCAAACCCGCAAAGCAGAGAGCACCUAAGCCUCCUGCUCCCACUCCCCCCGCCCCCGUCCCCGUCUCCAUCCCCGUGGCUGUUAGUACGGCGCCGUCGUCCAUCUCCAUCUCGUCAAACCCCCUCCUGCCGGUCAGCAUGUCCUCGUCGGUGGCAGGAUGGGAGCGUUCUCAGAGCACUCUGCCGUCGGUCAGCAACACCGAGGAUGAGAUGUUCUCCUCCACCCGGAUGUCAAAGCCCCCCAACAUCCCCGCCGUGAUGGCGAAGGAGAGGGAGGAAGAAGCCUCACCCAACCCUGACGCCAGCCCCACCUUCUCCCAGUUCAACACAAGCAGCAGCAUCCUGAAGACUGGGUUUGACUUCCUAGACAACUGGUAAACCACAGCCGAGACCAGCCACCGCUCCGAAUGACUCAUCACCACCAUCACCCUGAAGAAGGACCACACUGCCAUGACGACAGACAUCACCGUGUAGAUUUUGAAAGAAACACCAGGCUUUAAAGCGACUACAUUGUGUUUUUGUAAUAAUCUUCCGUGGCUUGUUAAGACAUUAUCUCACUGCCCAUGUGCUGGUGUUUUUGUUUUUUUGUUUUGUUUCUUUUUAAACCUCCUCCAGAAGAUACUCCGUCUCUUCUCUGAACCUGGUUUGGAAUCUUUUUAAAUGUCUUGCCAAACACCCUCUGCUGCAUGACGUGUAGAGUAAACAGGGAUUAAACCUCACAGAAUGUGGACGCUGAUUCUCAACUGUGCAUUUACACCGCCAUCGACUGGGUUGUUGGGUCUUUCAUGGAUGUUCAUACAGGUUUGGUACGUCGAAUGCAACCGAAAUCAUGGGUCAUGUAGCGAGCUAAACUGUUAAUUGCCGUGAUGAAAUUACUUGAGCAUAAUCCUGCUCUGAUGUUUGAGAGAAGCUUCACUAUGGUCACAUGUUCCUUUAAAAACAUCUUGGAAAAAGUGGUUAGCUUGUGUGUGUGUGUGUGUGUGUGUGCUUCAAGCAGAUGUCGAGCUCUUGCUUUUGCAAAGGUUUGUGGCUUUAAAGCUCAUUUCCUCCUUGAUUUUAUUGACGUGUUGUUUCGUGUGUACUGAAAAAGUUGUGGGGGGGGAAAAUGCACGUUUUAUCGUAAGGAAACUAUAGUUUUGCUGGUGAUGCCUUUCUUACGAUGUGUCUAGGAAGUGAUCGGCCCUUACUCCGCUUGCAGUCAACCCCUUGUAGUCUGGAAAACCAAAGGUGGUUCCAGUCAGUCACAAACAAAAACUGAAUGUAUUGAGUUUACUUAAUCAGGGUUCCUGGUUCAUGGGUCUUGAAGGUUUUUAGAAAAUUGCCCUAAACAGACGUGUUACGAAUUUGAACUUGAAUUUGAUGCCAACCAAGUCUGACGUUUAUGGCCCUUAGUCAUGAUCACUUUUAGUGUCGGUUUUUCUUAGGUACAGUGUUAUCACAAAAAAGAUGGGUUUUUUUAAAAAGGAAACCCUAAAUAAGACAAACCAGCAGCGAGUGCAGCUGUUCCUUGAGGGGUUUCGCUGUCAUCCUUUGCUUGUUAUAAACCACCAACCCAUUUUUACACUUGCUAUAAAUAGCUGUGGUACGUGAAAAUACACUGCAACCAUAAACUGUUGUGGUAAUCCCAAUUACCUUUUUAACUCUAAACCCUGUUCUUUGCAGUGUAAAUGCACAGUCUUGGUGUGACUUAGCUGCCUUUACUUGUGUCUUUUAGAUGCUAGUCCUUGAACUCUUUUUCUACCAGUGUGCAAAGAGCGAACACUAGAAAAAAACAAAACACUUUUAAUUUUGUGUUCUGAAGAUUUUUGCUUUCCAAUGUUCUGUUAUUUAUACCUACAUAUAUAUAUAUAUUCCUAUAAACUGUUAGAGUAAAAGUAGUGUUUGCUGCUGCUUUCCUGGCCCUCUCAGUGUGAUGUUCCUGGAAUAUCGAGGAAACUUGACAGAUGUUACUGUAAUGGAGAAAAAUCAUGUCAUGUCAUCGAACAGGGAUAUUGUGAAAUAGAUUUUUAAAUCAUUAAUUGAAGUAAAGAAGUGGAAACUUAGUUGUUGUUCCCCUUUGGCAUUAAGAAAACAAAAACAGGAGGGAAGAGCAGCUCUGGAAGGUUCUGUCCAUGGAAAACUGGACUUCCGCGCCGCUGUGGGAAGCUGCCGCACAUGUCCUGUGUGGAUCGGGCUCCUUGACAACACUUCCUCACGGCCUCACCCCCCUCCCCCCACCUUUCACCAAUAACCUCAGACGAGAGAGGACAAGAGGCGCACUCAACAUGUUGUGUUUUAGGUCAAGCGGGCAGGCAUGUUAGUGAUUUGUGACACAGUUUACAUGAGAAGUAGAGAACUAUUUUAAUGAAUUUUAUAUUUAUCUGCUGAUUGUAUCUUCUGCUAUACAUGUACUAUAUUGCACUCAUGCGUUGUGAGGUCACAGAUCAGAAGGAAAUUAAUAAAUGAAAGUCAAACCUG
Molecule: messenger RNA, 3208 nt
Organism: Solea solea (common sole)
Lineage: Eukaryota; Metazoa; Chordata; Actinopteri; Pleuronectiformes; Soleidae
Gene: c17h1orf198
Product: chromosome 17 C1orf198 homolog
Exons: 6
Coding region: 59-1129 (356 amino acids)
Source: RefSeq, a predicted model, not a curated record